Messenger RNA from Triplophysa rosa, 6446 nucleotides. It is a transcript of the gene slc6a1a, whose product is annotated as solute carrier family 6 member 1a. Gene Ontology annotation, cellular component: plasma membrane; cell surface; axon. Bases 751 to 2886 code for a protein of 711 amino acids. Gene Ontology annotation, molecular function: gamma-aminobutyric acid:sodium:chloride symporter activity. NCBI's taxonomy places the organism in Eukaryota, Metazoa, Chordata, Actinopteri, Cypriniformes, Nemacheilidae. Gene Ontology annotation, biological process: sodium ion transmembrane transport; neurotransmitter transport. The transcript is spliced from 15 exons. The record is from RefSeq and is a predicted model, not a curated record.
UAUAGUGUCACUUCGUUCAUUAUUCUGUACUCUGGUGAAGUGGCAUAAGUGAAAGAUGAAGAAUGAUGUUUGUCUGCCCACACCAGGAGGAGGAUUCAGUGCUCUCACCUGUUCCACAGCCAUAUUUAAGUGAUGAUAUUUGGUUAAAGUGCAUGGGCAGGGUCUGGAAACUGCGAGUCCUUCCAGUGGAUGUGUUCCUUUGAAUGACGUGCAGUCGCAAACGUAUAUGAGUCAUAAUCCAUGAAACGUGAAUUCCAUGUAAACAUUUUGAAGAGUCAAAUGGACUUGGAAUUGAAUUACAAAAUAAAGUGUGAGUUAUUGUAUUGAGACAGAGGGAUGCGUUGAAUUUACUGUGCGUAGUGUGUAAAAGCUGGUGUGGCUGACCUGAAGGAGUGUAUCUGUGUGUGCGUGUGUGGUGGGGGGUGUUGACUUUCACAUGACAUUGACGCUCUGGAGAUGUUGAGGAGCAGCUAAUCGCAAACAGUCUGUGCUCGGUGGAUUCAGAACCACUCGCCCGUGGACAGCUCCGCCAAGACCGCUUUACAUGGACACAACACUCUUUGGACACAUUGCUAAUACUGGAAGUUUACAACUUGGAGAGGAAUCUACGGAUACCUCAAACUACACACGGAAAAAUUCCCUUUGCCAGAGGAUUCAAAUUCACUGUUAACUGAAGCGGUCUCGGGUUCGAGCGGGUGUUUGUGUGGAGCUCCGCUGUUGUCUGCGCGGACUGGUGCUGAAAUCAGAGACAUGGCGACAAACAACACCAGAAACGCCGACGGACAAGUUGUGACGGAACUGAACGAGAUCACAACGAACGACAAACCCAAAACCGAGGACGACAAAUCGGAGAAGAAGACGAAAGACAUUCCGGACAGGGAAACUUGGGGUGGGAAAUUUGAUUUCCUGCUGUCAUGUGUAGGCUACGCCAUCGGACUGGGCAACGUGUGGAGAUUUCCUUACCUGUGCGGGAAAAACGGCGGAGGGGCUUUCUUAAUCCCGUACUUUUUGACGCUCAUUUUUGCGGGAGUUCCUCUGUUUUUCCUUGAAUGCGCUCUCGGACAGUACACAUCCAUUGGCGGCCUUGGGGUUUGGAAACUGGCUCCAAUGUUCAAAGGUGUUGGUCUUGCUGCUGCCGUUUUGUCAUUCUGGCUGAACAUUUACUAUGUUGUCAUCAUUGCCUGGGCCCUGUACUACCUAUACAACUCCUUUACUACUGAGCUUCCAUGGAAAUCUUGUAACAAUCCCUGGAACACAGACAGAUGCUAUACCAACUACAGCAUAGUAGACACUGCCAAUCUCACCAGUGCUGUCAAGGAGUUUUGGGAACGCAAUGUGCAUCAAAUGACCGAUGGCUUAGAAAAACCUGGUGAGAUUCGCGUGCCACUCGCUAUAACGCUGGCCAUUGCCUGGGUCCUUGUGUACUUCUGUAUUUGGAAAGGAGUGAGCUGGACUGGAAAGGUUGUGUACUUCUCUGCCACCUACCCAUACUUCAUGCUGUUUAUUCUGUUCAUCCGUGGGGUGACUCUGCCUGGGGCUCGCGAAGGAAUCUUGUUCUAUAUCACUCCAGAUUUUGAGAAGCUGAAGGAGUCGGAGGUUUGGCUGGAUGCUGCAACACAGAUUUUCUUCUCGUAUGGUUUGGGUCUGGGCUCCCUUAUUGCUCUUGGCAGCUACAACCCUUUCCAUAACAAUGUGUACAGGGACUCCAUCAUUGUGUGCUGCAUAAAUUCCUUCACUAGCAUGUUUGCUGGAUUUGUGAUUUUCUCUAUCGUGGGAUUCAUGGCACAUGUGACAAAGAGAUCAAUAGCUGAUGUAGCUGCAUCAGGUCCUGGUUUGGCAUUCUUGGCCUAUCCAGAAGCUGUGACGCAGUUACCCAUCUCACCACUGUGGGCUAUUCUCUUCUUCUCCAUGCUGCUCAUGUUGGGAAUCGACAGUCAGUUCUGCACGGUGGAGGGCUUCAUUACUGCUCUUGUGGACGAGUUCCCCCGGGUGCUCAGAAAGAGGAGGGAGAUCUUCAUCGCAUGUGUCUGCGUUGUGUCCUACGCCAUUGGUCUGUCAAAUAUCACACAGGGCGGUCUCUAUGUGUUCAAGCUCUUUGAUUAUUACUCAGCCAGUGGAAUGUGUCUGCUCUUCUUGGUGUUCUUCGAGUGUAUCUCAAUCUCUUGGUGCUAUGGUGUGAACAAGUUUUAUGAUAACAUCCAAGAGAUGAUUGGAUACAAGCCAUGCCUGUGGUGGAAACUGUGCUGGGUUUUUUUCACCCCUCUAGUUGUUGGCGGUGUGUUCCUCUUCAGUGCUGUGCAAAUGGUGCCUCUUACCAUGAACAACUAUGUGUUCCCUAAAUGGGGGCAGGGAGUGGGAUGGCUCAUGGCGCUAUCCUCUAUGGUUCUCAUACCCGGCUAUAUGGUCUACAUGUUCCUCAAUCUGAAGGGCACAUAUAAGGAGCGAAUCAGGAUCAUGCUGCAUCCUGCAGCAGUGAAGCAAACACAGGAGAAUGGACCAGAGCAACAGCAGCCACAGCAACCAGAGCAGUCACCGCAGCAACCGCAAUCACCGCCGCAAUCACCGCAGCAGCCGCAAUCGCCCCAGCAACCACAAUCACCGCAGCAGCGGCAAUCGCCCCAGCAACCACAAUCACCCCAGCAACCACAAUCACCCCAGCAACCACAAUCCCCCCAGCAACCGCAAUCACCGCAGCAACCGCAAUCACCACAGCAACCGCAAUUGCCCCAGCAACCGCAAUCGCCCCAGCAACCGAACCAGACACAACUGCAGCUGAAAUCUCCCCAGCAACCGCAGUCACCCCAGCAACCACCACAACAAGCACAGCCGCAGGUGCCGGCUGACAAAUCUUCUUCAGCUAUACCUGGCAAUGAUGCCAAUGUCUAAAACCAGUAGAGGUGCACCCCAGCCGAGAGCAAUCAAAGAUUAACAACACAGAGGACUUCCAUGUUUAUACAGUUAUAGAAUCAUCUACCUCCAGGGUACAGUCAUACAUAAUCAAGAUAAACACAAAAAGUGAAGAAAAAAACAUUUAUACGAACUUGCAUUUGUAAAACGUACACCCUGUAAGUUUUCCAAAUGCAAAAUACAAAGCGUCAAGUGUUAAAAAAUGACUUAUAUACUAUGUAUCAUGUGUAUAUGUCUCUACUAAGGUUAUACUGUGAGUUAGAUUUACGGACAGUGCACUGCUUUGCAAUGCAUAAAUGAUAUCUGUGAGGUGUACACUGUUUCUAUGUUGCACUGGGGACUAAAGCACAGAGGGAAUUCAAAAGCAUCAAAGGGAAAGUCGGUGUUACAUUCUGGGUCAUUUGGGAAAUCCAAGGUGUAUCAAGCGAGCCCUGUGCCAGAAGCACAACAAAUUUGUAGAACCCUCGGAUGACCCGUUAUUGUGUUGUUUAAUAUUUUUGUUGAGAGAGACUGUUAGUAUUGAGAAAAAAAGAGAAACUAUUGUAUGUGACUGAAACAUUUGCAGAAUUAUUUUUCAGAAUGCUUUUACUACUUUCGUGUUGUUACCAAGGACCAAAAUCAUAGACUAAAGCAAAAACUAAUCUAUGCCAGGCAGUAUGUAGUUUGUAAAGCACAGGGUACAAAAACACAAACAACACAGGGUGAACAUUUUUACUAUCAUCUACACACUAUUGUCCUGUUUACACGUCCCCUCAGGAAUAUCUCAAAAGAAUCCUAUCUAAGAUAUGUCUCUGGCCCUAAGUGCAUAUUGGGGCUUCAAGCCUGUUAGAAACUAAAAUUGAAGUCGGAAUUUGCAUGACCAUCAGUUAAAUAAAAAGCUCUAACGAUCCCAACAAUUGUUUACACUACUAGAUUGUGCCAUGUUUUCUGGGGAAGUAAACUACAUAUUCUCCCGAGUUAGUAGCAUAUAUAAAAAAAAAACAUUUGGGGUCUUUUGGCCCUUUUUGCCACCCAAAAGCACAAGACUGCUCCAAUGAUAGAGCAAUGAUGUGGUGACAGUUUGCAUCAAAGGCAGCUACAUGUGAAAUGCAUUGGAUCGUCUUAAAAAUGUUUGCUACGAGGAGACAAGUACCUACAGUCGUGGCCAAAAGUUUUGAGAAUGACACAAAUAUAAAUUUUCACCAAGUCGACUGCUUCAGUGAUUUUUAUAUGUUUUUGUCAGAUGUUACUAUGGUAUACUGAAGUAUAAUUACAAGCAUUUCAUAAGUGUCAAAGGCUUUUAUUGACAAUUACAUUAAGUUUACGCAAAGACUCAAUAUUAGCAGUGUUAACCCUUCUUUUUCAAGAACUCUGCAAUUCGACCGGGCAUGCUGUCAAUCAACUUCUGGGCCACAUCCUCACUGAUGGCAGCCCAUUCUUGCAUAAUCAAUGCUUGGAGUUUGCCAGAAUUUGUAGGGGGGGGGGGGUUUGCUUGAGGAUUGACCAAAAGUUCUCAAUGGGAUUAAGGUCUGGGGAGUUUCCUGGCCAUGUACCCAAAAUGUUGAUGUUUUGGUCCCCGAGCCACUUAGUUAUUACUUUUGCCUUAUGCAAGGUGCUCCAUCAUGCUGGAAAAGGCAUUGUUUAUCACCAAACUGUUCUUGGAUGGUUGGGAGAAGUUGGUCUCUGAGAAUGUUUUUGUACAAUUCUUUGUUUAUGGCUGUGUUUUUAGGCAAAAUUGUGAGUGAGCCCACUCCCUUGGCUGAGAAGCAACCCCACACAUGAAUGGUCUCAGGAUGCUUUACUGUUGGCAUGACACAGGACUGAUUGUAGCGCUCACCUUUUCUUCUCUGACUUUACCCCAGUCCAAUCCGUGUACCUUUUGCAGAAUAACAGUCUGUCCUUGAUGUUUUUCCUAGAGAGAAGUGGCUUCUUUGCUGCCCUUCUUGACACCAGGCCAUCCUCAAAGUCUUGGCCUCACUGUGCGUGCAGAUGCACUCACACCUGCCUGCUAUACCUGAGCAAGCUCUGCACUGGUGUUGCCCUGAUCUCGCAGCUGAAUCAACUGUAGAAGACGAUCCUGGCGCUUGCUGGACUUUUUUGGGCGCCCUGAAGCCUUCUUCACAACAAUUAAACCUCUCUCCUUGAAGUUUCUGAUGAUCCGAUAAAUGGUUGAUGUAGGUGCAAUCUUACUAGCAGCAAUAGCCUUGCCUGUGAAUCCCUUUUUGUGCAACGCAAUGAUGACUGCACAUGUUUCCUUGCAGGUAAACAUGGUUAACAGAGGAAGAACAAUGAUUUCCAGCACCACCCUCCUUUUAAAGCUUCCAGUCUGUUAUUCUAACUCAAUCAGCAUUACAGAGUGAUCUCAGCCUUGUCCUCGUCAACACUCUCACCUGUGUUAACCAGAGAAUCACUGACAUGAUGUUAGCUGGUGUUUUUAUGGCAGGGUUGAAAUGGAAUGUACAUGUUUUUUUGGGGGACUAAGUUAUUUUUCAUGGCAAAGAGGUACUUCACAAUAAAAUUAAAUUCAUCUGAUCACUCUUCAUAACAUUCUGGAGUAUAUGCAAUUCGCAAUCAUAAAAACUGAGGCAGCAGACUUUGUGAAAAUUAAUAUUUGUGUCAUUCUCAAAACUUUUGGCCACGACUGUACAUAAAUGUGAAAUGGCUUCGUCCUGUGAAUUUUGUACAAAGUUUCUUUUCUGCAGUUUUAUCUGGAACUUUAUUGUAAAACUGUAUUGUGUGAAACAUGUAACCUUGGAUGUCUGUAUUCCAUUGUCUAAAUGUUGAAAUUGCUGUUUUCUGCAAUAAUAUUUUGAUCUCUGAAUUACAUAUCUUAUGGAAGUUAUGGGAAAUAAGUGAUGAUUAUAAAAAGGAUUAUAAAACAUAAUAGAAUUUAUGUCUCGUAAGAAAUUAUAUUGUUUUGUAUAUUUUUAACUGUAACACUGCCUAAAACAAAUUAUACAUAGGACAUGUAUUUAAAUGGUGUCAUAUGAAAAAGCACGAUUGUUAUGUAAAAUGUAUGAAUAAACAUAGGAAUAUUUGUGGUCUAUAAUGUGUGUGUUAAAUUCCAAUGUUUAGUAUAGAGGUUUGAUUGUUUGUUUGUUUGUUUGUUUUUCAAUGGUCAUUAUGUUUCAAAGAUUACACUUUUAAAUGUGUGGUACAAAUAAAGACAUAAAAGAAUGCAGUUAAAGAGCCACUAAGCAGUAAUGAACUGAAUUGUUGAAGGGAUGACACUGAAUGGGCAUUGUAUUGCAAUAUGACCCCAGUUUCUGCUGUAUUAUCUAUAUUCAGUUACAAAUAAAAAAUGCAAUAGAGGUACAACAAGGGAAUCAGAAACAUGUAUAGAAUACAAGCAGUAACUAGACAAUCAGUAAAUAAAAGAAGUACUGCACAGUACUGUUUACAUUUCAAGAAAUGCAUUGAUGUAAGUUUCAACAAUAAUUAAACUCAAUUGGAAAUUAAAGUCGAUUUUUUGUUAAAAAGUUGAAUGUGUAUAGUUAAAAAAUGAGUGCGAGUCAGUGAAUUAAAAAAAUGUAAAAAUGGUUAAUGACAUUUGUGUUUGU